AUGACAUCCCACACAGUAUUAGCUGCAGGACUAGUGUGGCUAGGUGCGGCGGUCGUGGUGCCAUGGCUCGCCGCCGGGGAGAGUGAGAUUGGUGGUGCGGAGUGCCAAAGAUCAUGCGGCGGCGUAGACAUUCCUUUCCCGUUCGGAAUGGGAACUGAUCACUGCUGGCUGCUGGGAUUUGAAAUCUCGUGUAAGGACACCGGUAACGGCGUCCUUAAGCCGUUCUUGGUUACCAUGAACCAUCGUACUAAAGGAAAAGAUGCUGUAGUGGAGGUCCUCAACAUCUCUCUGGAGCAAGGUGAAGUGAAGGUGCUCCACUCUAUCUCUUCGUACUGCUACGACGCUGCAUCCGGGAUGAUGGUGUCCAGCGAGUGGAGCUGGAGCUUGGCCAAUUACAGUUUCUCCAGCACGGCCAACAAGUUCACGGUGGUUGGGUGCCGGGCGCUGGCGUACAUCGGCGACACCAGAGGGAACAACGUUGCUGCUAUGUACCAGACCGGGUGCGUGGCCAUGUGCUUCGACGGCAAGAUGUCCCUAAACCCUUGCUCCGGAAUGGGAUGCUGCCAGACGGCCAUCCCCAAGGGUCUGCAGUAUUACCAGGUGUGGUUCGACCAUCGGUUGAACAUGUCGGGGAUCGACGGCGGCGGCGGCCUCGGCCCCUGCAGCUUCGCGGUGCUCAUGGACUCGUCCAACUUCACGUCGUCGACCUCCAGCUCCAACAACAUCUCCUCGCCGGAGUUCAUCAACAAUAACUCACCGUCGGCAUUCAACAGCUCCCGUGGAGGAAAGGCGCCGGUGGUCCAACGGGCACGACGACUGCAAGAAAGCAGUCGGAAGCCCUGGAUACGCGUGCGGUAG
Molecule: messenger RNA, 858 nt
Organism: Miscanthus lutarioriparius
Lineage: Eukaryota; Viridiplantae; Streptophyta; Magnoliopsida; Poales; Poaceae
Source: the annotation of a GenBank genome assembly